AUGGCUGGGGAAAUAGUUUAUGCUGAUUUAAGGCAUCCUGGGGCCGGUUUUUCUCCUGCCGAGAAGCGUCACGCUCCUGCCUUGUGCCCACAGUGGCACGGGGUCCUCCUCAAAGUCAGUGGGCUGGGGCACCUCAUCCUGCUGGUGCUGGUGGUGGUGCUGAGCGUGCAGGUUUUUCAGGGCUCUCUGCAGCCAGCGAUGACAAGCAUUCCCUCGCAAGGCGAUGAGAUCCGGGCAAGGAACCACACGGAGCGAUGCCUGAUUUCAUCCCUGAUGCAGUAUUUCUGCGAGCCCCGGCAGGACAGCCCCGCAGCCCGUGCCGGCUGCAAGCUGUGUCCCCAGGACUGGCAGCUCCACGGGGACAGAUGCUACUGGCUUUCCAAGGAAACAGGAAAUUGGAAUCAAGGCAAGACAGGCUGCGAAAAUCAGAAGUCUCAGCUGGUAGUGCUCCGGAACAAGAAAGAAAAGGAGUACAUCAAGAUUAUCACAGGCGGAGGCAUACAGCCGGUGUGGAUCGGAUUAAUAUUCCGCAAGAAGUGGAUAUGGAUGGACAACACAUCCUUUAAUAUCAAAAUGUUUGGCACCCUGCAGGAGGUGGAUGAAGGGUGCGGGACACUGAAAGACAAGGGGUUCGAUGGCGAAAUCUGUGAAGGCGACCACAAGUGGGUUUGCCAGAAAGACCCUUUCCCGCUCUCCCCACCGAUGGCAGGAGACGGAGAGAAAUGCAACGCCUCCGUCUGACACGUGCCCAUCCCGAAACGCCCAGCCUGCGAGACGCUCCCCGCCAAUAUUUGGGGUGAAGCCAGCCCUGUCUUCACCGUUACGGCUCUGCGAGAGAUCUCAGGGUUUGCAAAU
Molecule: messenger RNA, 855 nt
Organism: Aptenodytes forsteri (emperor penguin)
Lineage: Eukaryota; Metazoa; Chordata; Aves; Sphenisciformes; Spheniscidae
Product: killer cell lectin-like receptor subfamily B member 1B allele C
Exons: 6
Coding region: 1-741 (246 amino acids)
Source: RefSeq, a predicted model, not a curated record